Messenger RNA from Truncatella angustata, 2117 nucleotides. RefSeq names its product amidohydrolase family protein. The record is from RefSeq and is a predicted model, not a curated record. The coding region runs from base 99 to 1808 and encodes 569 amino acids. NCBI's taxonomy places the organism in Eukaryota, Fungi, Ascomycota, Sordariomycetes, Amphisphaeriales, Sporocadaceae. Gene Ontology annotation, molecular function: hydrolase activity, acting on carbon-nitrogen (but not peptide) bonds. The transcript has a single exon.
GUUUGACCACUACCUAGCCCGGUGCAGCUGCAGUUGAGUCUCAUGUAGAUGCAUCAUAACAUGGCAACGAGCAUCAGCAAUCCAAACUGUCCUCGGCCAUGUCUUCGCUACUUUCUCGCUCCAGCUCGCGUGGGCCUUUGCCUGUAGACGAGACGUCUAUGGUUCUACAGAACGGACGCUUCUUUUUGCCGCAGUCUGGCAGGAAGCAUGAAGGCAGAUUUGCAGACUGCAUCGUGAUAGAUCAGACUGCCGGGAAGAUUCUACAUGUCGGAUCAGAUGGCGAUCCAACGGUACAAGCGGCCAGAGCCGCGGGUGCCAAGACUCACGACAUGAACGGUCGCGUUGUGCUUCCGGGCUUCGUGGACAGCCACAUGCACCUGCUGAUGACGGGCGAGUCAAUGAGCAAGCUGGACAUCGGGUCUUGUACCAACCUGGAAGAGAUACAAAGCACCAUUCGUGACUACGCCAGGGCAAACCCAAACCUGUCUCGUUUGCUCUGUCGCAACUGGUGGCAAUCCUCUACGAAUGGCGAAGCAUUGGCGAAAGAGCUGGACGACCUAGAUUCAAGACCGAUAUAUAUCGAUGCCAAUGAUCUGCACUCGGUUUGGUGCAACACGGUCGCACUCGAAGAGCUGAAAGUGGACGACCUAGAAGAUCCUCCAAAUGGCCAUAUUCAUCGCGAUGAGAACGGCAGACCCAGCGGGCUCUUGUCGGAAAGCGCCGCUGUAACUAUCGUUUGGCCAUUCUUAAGUAAAGUUUCUACGACCGAGCAAAAGUUUGCCUUUCUGGACACGGCUUUCGAGGCCUAUAUCUCAGCCGGUUAUACUGGUGUUGGGGAGAUGGCAAUGGAAGAGAGUCUCUGGGAUCUUUUGACACUUUAUGAGUCCCAAAAGGGGCCUCUUCCGCUCUGGGUCACAGCGUACUGGUUCAUCAUACCACAAGAAUCUGGAGCAGAUACUUUGAAGCAGGUGGAAAGGGCCAUUGAGCUGUACAAAGAGUCUAAUACCGGAGGCGGUUUUGAUGGCGCCUCAAAGCGCAGGGUAGGAGGCAUUAAGAUAAUAUGCGACGGUGUAGUGGACGCCUGCACCGCAGCCCUUCGGGAACCCUACUCGCACGACAACAAGAAUGCUGAUCCGAUGUGGACAGUGGAGAGCCUCACGCCAGUCUUGAAGCACGCGGAUGCCGCGGGUCUGCAGUGUGCGAUACAUGCAAUUGGCGAUCAAGCCAUAAAGGUCGCACUGGACUCUUUAGAACAAGUCGGCAACCCGUCGGGCCGCCAUAGAAUCGAGCAUCUGGAGCUGUGCUCGCCUGAAGAUGCAAAACGGCUGGGGCCGCUGGGCAUCGUUGCUUCCGUACAGCCAGUACACAGUGACCCCGCCGGUCUGACUGCAUGGCCAAAGCUGAUCGGACCGGUACGGUGCAAGCAUAUCUUCCCAUACGCCUCGUUCGCCGAUUUCGGCGCCGUUCUGGCCAUCAGCACCGAUAGCCCAACGGCGCCGCACGAUCCGUUGGCCAAUAUCUUUGUCGCAACUAAUAGACGCUCAGCCCGAAAGCCGGACCUUGAGGAUGUGGUGACACCACAGUUCGCAUUAAAGCUUGCAGAGGCGGUGGCCGCAGCCACACAAGGUGCCGCUUAUGCUUGCCGUGCGGAUGCAAGUGUAGGGAAGCUCGAGCCAGGGCUUACCGCUGAUUUGGUUGCGGUGGAUAUGGAAUGGGAUCACACGAAACUCUUGCGCGCAAAGGUCGCGGAGACCUGGUCGCGUGGGCAAAAAGUAUUCGACGCGGCGGAACUCAGAUGCCGAAUCUAGGGAUAAACGCAGCGUGGACUGUAAUCGACUCUUCUUUCACUUGUAUAAUCUCUAUCGCGGUUCUUGCAAACCCAUACAUUUACCAUUUUUCAUAUUAUAGCCACCACAAGUACUCUACUGUUCUUUCUCAAGGAUCCUAGACUUUCACCCCGAUCCAGUCGAGUAUGACACAAAUUUGUCUACAUAAAGCUCAAACUAGGAUCUUGCAGAUUUCCGCGUUGGCGUGAAUACCGAGGAGCAGACUCUGACGCGAUAUGUAGACAUACUAUGCUUCAGCCCGCUCAGAAAAAUAAACAAUAUCUUUAUCGA